Dermochelys coriacea (leatherback sea turtle) is the source of this 2280-nucleotide messenger RNA. RefSeq names its product jumonji domain containing 4 (gene JMJD4). Gene Ontology annotation, cellular component: cytoplasm; nucleus. Bases 547 to 1830 code for a protein of 427 amino acids. Gene Ontology annotation, molecular function: histone H4R3 demethylase activity; sequence-specific DNA binding. Gene Ontology annotation, biological process: protein hydroxylation; positive regulation of translational termination; negative regulation of gene expression. The record is from RefSeq and is a predicted model, not a curated record. Lineage: Eukaryota; Metazoa; Chordata; Testudines; Dermochelyidae. The transcript is spliced from 7 exons.
CCGAGGUCCUCUGGCCAGGCGCAGGCGCAGCCCCGCCUCCUUGCCUUCAGCGCCCGCACCGAGCGAGUCGCGUCACGGGGUGUGUGCGGCGCCAUAAUGUGUCCGGGUAGCGGUGAGAAAUGGGCAAGUGGCCGUUCUCUUCUGCGACCCAUUGAGAAUGCCAAGCAAAAGCAUGAGAAUAAUUUAAUAUGAACGUGUAACUAGAGUAUCUACCUUUGACAUGAAAGAUCUACAGAGAAUAUAGGCUUUGGUUACUAUGAUUUGUUUGUAAUGUAGCCAUUUGAUCAAGGUGGCCAUAAACACUGAACAGCAUUGAAGGAUAUUUCUAGCCCUAUAUGGUGAGACACAAAUGGGAAGAACAAGGCUUUUCCUACAAGAUUUUAUUUAUAUUUUGGAAUUGGACAUUUUUUUACUUGUGAGUUAAUUUUCAUAGAUUUGAAAGAUCCACUCAGAUUAAUGUACUGUGCAGCUGUUUAUUUUAGCCUAACUAAAUAUUUUCUGAUCAGCACCUUCUCAACUAAGUACCAGGAAAGUUAUAUAGUCUGAAUGGACAGAGCAGCGUUUGCCUGUUCCACUGCGUUCUUUUAUGAUUACAGCAGCGCAUCUCAUGGUGCAGUCUGCCUGCCCCACGGACAUGUUGACUAUAUUGAAAAAGUAGAAUCGUUCAGUUACUCUGAUUUUUUCAGGGACUAUCUGAUUCCCAACCACCCAUGUGUUUUCUCAGCUAAAUUCACUGAGGGCUGGGGCAGCAGGAGGAAUUGGGUGGCUCGGGAUGGGAAGCCUAACUUUGAUUAUCUACUGCAGCAUUUUGGGAAGGCUGUAGUACCUGUUGCCAACUGUGAUGUCAAGGAAUACAAUUCUAAUCCAAAGGAACAGAUCCCUCUCAAGGAGUACAUAAGUUAUUGGAAAGAAUACAUUAAAAAAAACUACCAUUCACCCCGGGGGUGCCUCUACCUCAAAGACUGGCACUUGUACAGGGCUUUCCCAGAACAAGAUGUUUAUACAACCCCCAUCUAUUUCACUUCUGACUGGCUGAAUGAAUACUGGGAUGCCAUAGGCCUGGAUGAUUAUCGAUUUGUCUACAUGGGACCUAAGGGUUCAUGGACUCCUUUUCACGCCGACGUCUUCCGCUCCUACAGCUGGUCUGCCAAUAUCUGCGGGAAAAAGAAAUGGCUGCUCUAUCCCCCCAGGCAGGAGGAGUACCUUAGAGAUCGCCAUGGUAACUUGCCCUUCGAUGUCACUGCGCGUGAUCUUCAGGACAGCAGCAUUUACCCACGCUAUGCCCAAAGCUGCCCUCCUGUUGAAAUCAUCCAGGAAGCAGGGGAAGUAGUCUUCAUCCCUAGUGGCUGGUACCAUCAGGUGUACAACCUGGAGGAUACCAUUUCCAUCAACCACAACUGGGUGAAUGGCUGCAACGUGGCUAUCAUGUGGAGCUUCCUGCAGGAUGAAUUAACAGCCGUCCAACGUGAAAUCAGUGAAUGGAGAGAGACAAUGGAGGACUGGCACCUACAAUGCCAGGUAAUCAUGAAAUCUUGCACAGGCAUAAACUAUAAGGAGUUCUACAACUUCCUUAAGGUAAUUGCAGAGAACAGGAUUUCUGUCUUAAACCACGUUCUAGAUGAAGAAGCUUCAGCAAAGAACACUCACAGAGCUGCCACCUCUGCUCUGGGCAUGCUCCAUGCAGUGUUUGAUUUAAAAAGGACUGUGCAAGUGUUAACAUCCUUAAAUGCUAAUGAGGAUUUCAAGAAACUGAACCCUAAAUCACUGACCCCACCUCCAGAGACAUUACUACACCACUUGAAAGCAGCAAUAGACACAGCACUGUUAUAAUUCUAUAUUUAUUCAAGUAUUUGCAUCUCUUGCAACCUAACUGCAUGUAGACAACUCAUAAAAAGUCUUUAUAUUUUCCCCCCAUUAGAGGUUAAGCACAAUGAGCCUUAAUGUGGAUAGGGAGGACGCGGAUACAGAAUCAAGAGAAAAAGCAUGUUAGGAAACUGAGUACACGACAUUAAAUUUCCCAUUUAUAUUGAAAUCACCCUAAAAAGGAAAGAAGUCUCCAGCAGAGUCAGAGAUUAGAUUCAUGCCAUGUAGUAGAAUCCAAGCAGCUAAACUGACCAUAGCAGGAAGAAGUUAUGGUCCUUUGAAUCAGCCACAUAGGAAAUUCAGCCAUUGGAGUUGUCUAGAACCAAAAGAAUGAACUUUUGAGAUGUAGCCUCUCAAUUCUACACACCAAAGCAUCUGUAUUUUAACAAGUUCACCUCUCUGUACUGAGAUCACCUA